This is a messenger RNA of Equus caballus (horse), 3717 nucleotides long. It is a transcript of the gene C20H6orf52, whose product is annotated as chromosome 20 C6orf52 homolog. NCBI's taxonomy places the organism in Eukaryota, Metazoa, Chordata, Mammalia, Perissodactyla, Equidae. Gene Ontology annotation, molecular function: tRNA binding. The record is from RefSeq and is a predicted model, not a curated record. Gene Ontology annotation, cellular component: nucleus. Gene Ontology annotation, biological process: selenocysteine incorporation.
CCUCAUUUUACCUUUUUGUCUCAACCUCUCAUGUAUGUGGGGGUCUCUCACCCUUUUGUGUAUGUGGGCUUCCUGUAUGUAUGCAGUUAAAUUUGAUUUUCUCCUAUUAAUUUGUCUCAGUUUAAUUCUUAGACCAGCCAGAAGAACCUAGGAGGUAAAGGAAAAUUCCUUCCUUCCACACAGUUGGAGUGGUCAGCAGGAUAAAGUUCUCUGGAUGGACUCUGCUGCCUCUGAGGCUGCUGUAGCUGAGAGAUCUUGGGACAUCUGGCAAGCGCUGGCAGGCUCCUGGAUCUCUGCCUGCUGCAGGGUCUUUUGGAAGUAACAGUGAUUUACUAAAAGUGAAACAAAUUCGUGCGAUCUCUCUUAUAAAAUUUGGCAGCAAAAAAUUGAUGGCUGACUUUGUCUAAUGUCUCAUGAAGUUCUGAUAUAAGGGAAUUAUUUUUCCUCCUAAGACAAGUAUGACUACAGCAGUUGAAAUGCCUCUUAUUAAAGACCUGAUUGCUUGUACCAUAGGCCUAAUGUUGGGAGCCCACCUGCCUCAAUACCUCCUGAAAUUGGACACUAUUGUUUAGUUGGACUGACCUGUUGUCUAAACUGAGAGUCUGGUUCAAUGCGAUGGAGCAAUCUACCAAUCCAACUUCUGGAAUGGGAAGCUUCUCAUGAAGUUUCAAAGGCAGGACUGAAGAGGUUCAGAACAGGCUUUCCCAGGAUGUGCCACUUUGGCAUGUAAAAUAUUUUGACCUAAUGGCAAUCAAGACCCUGCAGGCUCAAGAAACUUUUACCUCUCCUUUCAAGAAUUUAAAUUGGGGCUUUGCCCAAAUUAAGAGUUAUUACCAGAAAUAACUUUUUAUGACCUAUUUGUAUGGCAGGGCAAACCUCUAAUUACUGAACAUCUGCUCUUAUCCUCCUGUGAAUUACCCUUCUCUCCUCAGAAGCCUCAGGCCCCUAUCCCAUUCCUUAGGUCAAGAUGGCAUAUAUGCCUCAUUUUACCUUUUUGUCUCAACCUCUCAUGUAUGUGGGGUUCCCAUGCAUAUGCAAUUAAACUUGACUUUGUCCCAUUAAUUUGUCUCAAUUUAAUUCUUAGGCCAGCCAGAAGAACCUAGGCCAGAGGAAAAUUUCUUCCUCCCCCACACCACCUUAUUAUCAAUGUUAAACUCCUACAUUUCUUCCCACUUACAACUUCAUCUCUCACCCAUUCAUAGCCAAAAUUCUGAUUUUCUUUUUACAAAAAAAGAGAAGAAAAAAAUCCCCAUAUUAAAGUUUUUACAAAAAGAGAGUCCUUAACUGAUAGGUUUUAUUUGAUGUCUAAGCUGCUGUAGUAGUUAAAAAUUGUGUUUAACUUCAUAUAACUUAAAACAACAGUGACUUAAACAAGACAUUUAUUUCUUAAGUGAAAGAAUUCCAGAGGUUGGCCAAUCUAGUGCUGGUGUGAGGAGUCUACAGUCCUCGGGGACCUAGACCUGUUCUCUCUUUCAGAUCCUGUAUUUGUGUGCGUGACUUCCUCCUUGCUGUCACCUCAUAGGUCAACACAGGUGCAGAGUCAUUUUGGCUCUAGCCGUCUAUCUGUAAUGUCAGCACUAGGCCUGGGGAAAGGCUAGAGGACAAAAAUACCUCCCUCUAGCUAAGCAAACUCUCUUUGCCCACACAGCUUUCCUCAAUCCCCUUAUAAUAGUUCUAUAUACAUCUUUUAGCCAGACUUUGGCCACCUGGCCACAUCUCCCUACAAGGGGGGAGCUGGGAAAUGUCUCUUAGUGAGGCCUAUUGCUGCCCCUAAAUAAAAUCAGCAUUCUGUUAUUAAGGAAGAAAAGGGAACUGGAUAUGGGGUGGCAUCCAGCAAUGUGUGCCACAGCUGCUAAUCAAUAGCAUCUCCCUUGAAGAUGUGGGGGGAUCCACUGGAGUAGAAGCUCCACCGUAUCCCCAACACCGUCACCCUGCCUGUAGGUGGUAGGACCUCAGUAAAUGGUGGGUGAACAAUGGAAUUGAUAUGACUUUGUGAUGAUAAAUUCAUCAUGAUUAUUUCUCACCUGACAGGUAAAUGGAGAAUACAUGAUGCACUUGAAUUGUGGAAUAGUUAAUGAAUAGUGGAAUAGUUAGUUAUUAACAAGCUGCAGGGAAAUGGCCAAACCCUAAGUGUUCCUAUUUAGACUCCGAAGUUGUCCUAAAUUUUGACACUUCCUGUAGCCUUGCUCACUUUGCUCCCUCUGUGUACAUGAGAGCUGGCUAGAAAGGCAGAAUGCAGGCUCCAGUCCAAAUCUAUUGAAUCAGAACCUACAUUUUAAACAACAGGCCUGCCUAAUUCCAAUGUGCACUGGAGUUUGGGAAGCACUGCUUCAUCGUGCUUUUUAAAAAAAUACUACAAGAAACUACAGAACUAAAGAAAUACUUCUGUAAAUUGUUUUCCAGUACUCGCAUUAAGGGGCGUGUGUGUGUGUGUGUGUGUGUGAGAGAGAGAGAUACCACUUCUUGUUUUCCAGUACUCGCAUUAAGGUGUGUGUGUGUGUGUGUGUGUGUGUGAGAGAGAUACCACUUCUUCCCACCAGUUGGUUGGGAUAAUGAUUUCAGCCUGCAGGGAAUAUUAAAAAACAAAGUCUACUAGGUGAUGCUUCCAAUAGUUAUUCUUUGCAGACAACUGAACUGAGGAGGGAAACGUCAAAUUGUGGUAUUUGUCUUAAGGUUUUAAUUACUAAAAGUAACUCUUACAUGGUAUUGUAGGGGGUGGGGUGGAGACUUCUGUGUCCUUCACAGUGGCCCAAUAUAUACUCUCCCUGUCCACCCUGGGUUCUAGCUGGCUUCCCCAGACCUGAUGGGUGAAAGACUGGCAGCUCAAAACUGGCAGAAUAGUUUGCAGGCGUUCCCUCAGGUGAUCCCAAUGUACUCUUUGCCCCCACCAACCGCUUAACCCCAUUGUCGUGGAAGUCAAGCAAUUAAUUGCCUAGCAGGAAUUGCCACUAAAUGCAAUCACUCUCUCUGACUCAGUUGUGAGUGUUAUUUAUCAGGUUGAGAGGUUUCAGCCCACAAGCUGGAACUUUUGAUGCAGGAAUAAAAACUGGAUUCUGGGUCUCAUUUUAUCAAGUCUCUGGAUAAAUGGCGGGACAGGAGAGUUUUGCACAUUUUGGCAUAGCUCAACAAAAUAAUUACUACUGGUACUGGCAAAGUCUCUCCUCUGCUGUUAGGGUGAAGCCCGAGUUCCAGCCCUCCCAAGGUUACCCUUUGGGCCACUGGUCUGAGCACCAGCACAGCUGUUGCUCCCUUCCUGACUACAGCAGUGGCUGCGCAGUGGUUGGAAGUGGACACAGCUGCCUCUCUGUGUGUGCGACCUCUGGACACCCAGCUGAAACUCUGGUCACCCAAGAGGAAACCACAUCUCUGGCUGAAAACCGAGAUGAAGACCCAAUAGCAGAUCCAAAUCUUCAUUUGAAUAUUGAGGUUAAAGAGUUUAUGAUGAAAAGUGAAGAACUCUACGACUCUCUCAUGAAUUGCCACUGGCAGCCUUCAGAUACAGUUCACUCUAAAAUCCCAGAUGAGUCCUCAAAGAAGCAAGAUGUUGGUUAAGCUACCCAACUAUCAUAUUAAUUGUAUCCUGUUUUGUUUCUGUUUUUGCAAAAAAAAAAUUCUCCCAGGAAUAUACUGGAUUCUGUAUGUAAAUACAAAUUUCUAGGACUUAAAUGUGAUUGAUGUGAUAGAAGGUAAUGUAAAUAAACUUUGCCAGCACAUCCA